This is a messenger RNA of Exserohilum turcica Et28A, 1839 nucleotides long. RefSeq lists its product as uncharacterized. Gene Ontology annotation, cellular component: SAGA complex. The record is from RefSeq and is a predicted model, not a curated record. Bases 1 to 1839 code for a protein of 612 amino acids. Gene Ontology annotation, biological process: regulation of transcription by RNA polymerase II. Gene Ontology annotation, molecular function: transcription coactivator activity. The transcript is spliced from 2 exons. NCBI's taxonomy places the organism in Eukaryota, Fungi, Ascomycota, Dothideomycetes, Pleosporales, Pleosporaceae.
AUGGCGCCUCCCGGCCUCAGCAGCAAGGGCAAGGCGACAAAGCCCGGCUCCAAGCCCUCGCAGACGCCGCGCAGCCGCAACACCACUCCGCUGCCCACCGUGCGCGCCUCGGUCGAGCCUUCUUCCGCCUCGUCGCACUUUGGCAGCCGCCUCAGCUCCUACCUCAAAAAGUGCGACGUCACCGUCGAAGAGAUACUCGAAACCGGCGCCAAUGGCUCCCAGAUCCCCUCGGGCAAGCAGCUGCUUACCAUGCGCGACAGCAUUGAGAAGACGGUCCUGAAGAACGUCGAGUCGCGCUGCGUCCAGUCGGAAGGCGCCCUCAGGGAGCUCAUGAGCCUCAAGAAGAACCGCGCGCCCCGCGACCGCGACAAGGACAAGGCCAGUGACGAUCGCAAGCACAAGCUCAAGAAGGUGAAUACCAAGCACGACGACGACGGCAAGCACCCGCCUGCCGUCGGCGCCCAUGGCGUGGCCAGGCAGGACGGCGGCGACAUCAAGGCACCCCCAUCGGCUGCCGGCGCAGGCCCAGCAGACGCCCCUUCACCGAGCGCAUCUGAUGUCUCCCACCAACCCGCCCCCGCGCCUGCUGUACCCCAAUUCCAGACGUUUGGGCCCGACCCCGCCAAGUUCGAUGACCCCACCAUAUACCAUAUCCGCGAUGUGACGCCCGGCAUGUCGAUUGAGGAGAAGAAGGAGAUAUACUGUGUUGCAGAGUUUCCCAUCACGGAUCUGCGCGACAAAAUAGCAGGCUCACCCCCGGACAAGGACUUUUCCAAUGCGAAGCCGCCAUCGCAGGUGAAUGCCACCGUCUUUGCCAACUACGUCGAGCCGUACAUCAGGCCACUUACCGAAGAGGAUGUGGCUUUCUUAAAAGAGCGCGGGGACCGCAUAGCACCCUUUGUGCUACCGAGACGCGGACAGCGACACUACAAGGAGAUAUGGGCCGAAGAAGACGGAUCCAUGCACAUUGACUCAAACGACCAGCGGCCGCCGCCCAACGUCCCGCGAGGCGCAGCCGAGGAUAUCUUAGAUGAGGUGCUGGAAACCGACCAAGUGUCUGCCGGUCCUUUACUCUCGCGGUUGCUGGCGACGCUACGACCAGAGGGACGUGGCAAUCAAAACAGCCAACAGGAAAUCAAUGGCGUCAGCGGGGACGCCAUGGAUAUUGAUGAGGGCGCCGGAGCACCGCCAGACCCGACCAACACCAACUCGCUUCCUGCCGCAGCCCAGCUGCCUGAUCUCGUCCAGCCUGGCUGGAAAUCGCCGUCGCAGAAUGGACGCACCGACUAUGUGGGCAUGGAAGACCGUGUGAUGAUGGAACUGAAGCAUUACGGCUUCAUCUCUGAGGCAGACGCCGAGUCGCAAUCAUACGACUCACAUUUCGACGACGAGGUAGCGCAGCGCCUGCGUUUUCUGCAGGAAGAACUCCGGAAGCAAUCCAUCAUCAACGGUGCGCGAAAACAGCGCCUCCUCGAGCUCACCGAGGAGCGCAUAGCCCAGCAGGAAUACAACACCAUAGCGGAUGACCUGGACAAUCAACUCAACGCCGCCUAUCUCAAGCGCAAUCGCAACAUUGGAAAGGGCAAAAAACAAAACAAGCGGCCGGGCGGAGCGGGCGGUGGCAGCCAUCCGGUUCCCAACGCAGGCAUUACGAGGCCUGGCGUGGGCGAGCCCAUUCGAACGCUCAUGGAGAGAAGAACACAGUGGCUCAACACAAUCGGACCUGUGGUCAAUUACGGCAAGACAGGAUUGCCUACUGAAACUAUAUUUGGAGAGGAGAAGAUGAGGGAACUAGAAAACAAGGAAGUAGAGAUUUGGAACACCGAGGCUGAAGAAUAG